UAUAAGGUUCCUACCACAUUCUCAUCCUUUGUGAUAAUGUCGGCUGAGUAUGAAGAUAGACCUCCCAGAGACAAUGGCCCAGAGGGCAUGGAGCCAGAUGGGAUCAUUGAGAGCAACUGGAAUGAGAUCGUGGACAGUUUUGAUGAGAUGAACCUGGGUGAGAAGCUGCUCAGGGGAAUCUAUGCCUAUGGUUUUGAGAAACCCUCCGCUAUCCAGCAGAGGGCCAUCCUCCCUUGUAUCAAGGGUUAUGAUGUGAUUGCACAGGCUCAGUCUGGUACUGGGAAGACUGCGACCUUUGCCAUAUCCAUCCUGCAGCAGAUUGACAUGGAGCUGAAGGGCACACAAGCCCUGGUCCUGGCUCCCACCAGAGAGUUGGCUCAGCAGAUCCAGAAGGUCAUCCUGGCACUGGGUGACUACAUGGGAGCCUCCUGCCAUGCCUGUAUUGGAGGGACCAACGUCCGUAACGAGGUCACCAAGCUGCAGGCUGAGGCUCCUCACAUAGUGGUGGGGACCCCUGGUCGCGUGUUUGAUAUGUUGAACCGCAAAUACCUGGCCUCCAAGAACAUCAAGAUGUUUGUGCUGGAUGAGGCUGAUGAGAUGUUGAGUCGUGGUUUCAAGGACCAGAUCUACGAGAUCUUCCAGAAGCUCCCCACCAGCACGCAGGUGGUGCUGCUGUCUGCCACCAUGCCCCAGGAUGUCCUGGAGGUCACCAAGAAGUUCAUGCGUGAGCCAAUCCGCAUCCUGGUCAAGAAGGAGGAGCUUACCCUGGAGGGUAUCCGACAGUUCUACAUCAAUGUGGAGAAAGAGGAGUGGAAGCUUGACACCCUGUGUGAUCUCUAUGAGACCCUGACAAUCACCCAGGCUGUGAUCUUCAUCAAUACUAGGAGGAAGGUGGACUGGCUCACUGAGAAGAUGCAUGCCAGGGAUUUUACUGUGUCAGCUCUGCACGGCGACAUGGACCAGAAGGAGAGGGACUUGAUCAUGAGGGAGUUCCGUUCAGGCUCCAGCAGGGUUCUCAUCACCACUGACCUGCUGGCCAGAGGUAUUGAUGUCCAGCAGGUGUCCCUGGUCAUCAACUAUGAUCUGCCCACCAAUAGGGAGAACUACAUCCACAGGAUUGGUCGAGGGGGUCGUUUUGGCCGCAAGGGAGUUGCCAUCAACAUGGUGACUGAGGAGGACAAGCGCACGCUGAGGGACAUCGAGACGUUCUACAACACCACUGUUGAGGAGAUGCCCAUGAAUGUGGCUGACCUCAUCUAGAUUCUGGAAGAUUUCCUUCUGCCCCGCCCCAAACCUUCUGUCCUCUCUCAAUCCCCUUGGCUUCAACAAAACCCCAAACCCAAUAGCCCCCUCCAAUCGGUUAAAACGACGAUCACUCAGAUCCUGGAGCCCUCCCCCUCUUGACCGGAAAUCCGAUCCUAUUUCACCUUUGAUUCCUAUCCUUGUGAUUGAAUACCAACUGGUAUUCAAACUCAAUACAAAUGAUUUUACUCUUACACUGGGGUUUUUGUCUUGUCCUCAUAGCCCUUUACGGUAUUCUGGUCAGUUAAGUAUAGUAUAGCUUAAGUUCUACCCCACCCACACCACUUUCCAAAGUCAGAAAUGCAUUGUCGAUGGGGUUGUUCCUCUUUGGAACAACCCCUGACACCCUGAGAUGGUUCUAAAUUAUUGGGUGCCCAAGCACUAAGGACUGAUACUGGGUGAUAAGUUGACUCCCCAUAGAGUUUGAUAGAGGGCACACAUGCAUCUUAGCCGUAAUGGCUUUUGUGCAUUUUAGUUAUUUAGCAGAUGCUCUUAUCCAGAGUGUCUUACAGGAGCAAUUUCUGUUAAGUGCCUUGCUCAAGGGCAUUUUUUUCCCCCAGUUGUCUCUUGGUUUUGGACCAGUAAUCUAAAGGUUGCUGGUAACGCUCUUAACCACUAGGCUACCUGCCGUCUGUGCCCUCUAUUUAACUUAAUGGACUGACCUGACCACCUUAGUUGUGGUUGUCUACUCUUUACCCCCAAUUGAUGCAACUUAAUGGCAUUUGUGUAUAAUGUUGGGAAGUGACUAGCUUUUAGUUAGGGUGACUCUGGCUGCAUCUGACACUGUACCCUAUUCCCUAUAUACUGCACUAUGUAGGCUACAGGGUGCAAUUUUGGACGCACCUCACUAUUGUGACGUGCUUCAUUGCUCUCCAGUCAGUGGGUGUUAAUAGUUAAGUGUGACUAUAAAAUUACUAUUGCCCUUUGGGGGGGGUUCUUGGAGAAGUUAUUACGUACCAGAAUAGUACUUCCGAAAAGACUACAAUGUAUCCAGCUCGUCUUGGGGUGGGUUUUAAACGGUGUUCAAGGAGCAUCUUCAACAAAUAACAAAUAAAAUGUGAGAUGUGAUCAUGAA
Molecule: messenger RNA, 2377 nt
Organism: Salvelinus namaycush (lake trout)
Lineage: Eukaryota; Metazoa; Chordata; Actinopteri; Salmoniformes; Salmonidae
Product: eukaryotic initiation factor 4A-I-like
Exons: 11
Coding region: 37-1260 (407 amino acids)
Biological process (GO): cytoplasmic translational initiation
Cellular component (GO): cytoplasmic stress granule
Molecular function (GO): translation initiation factor activity; ATP binding; RNA helicase activity
Source: RefSeq, a predicted model, not a curated record